CUCAAUCCUCAUCCCUGUAACUCUUUAGUUUAUUAGGUACUUUCAUCAACUGUGAUCGCAAGGCAUGCAGAUGAGUCGUAUGAACUCCCCGUCCGUCGGUAUGGAGGAAGACAACGGCGUCGGGCAUGCUUUGAGUGACUUCUUGCUACAACUUGAUAAUUAUACUCCAUCCAUACCUGAUUCUGUUGUCGCUUAUUACCUGAAUAUGUCUGGCUUCGAAUCUCAGGAUCCCAGAUUGAUUCGUCUCAUCGCGUUAGCCUCCCAGAAGUUUUUAUCAGACAUAGCCAAUGACGCAUUACAGCAUUGCAAAAUGCGUACUUCAAGCCAACUAGCGCAGAGUUCGAAAAACCAAAAGGGGCCGAAAGAAAAGAAAUACAUCAUGACAAUGGAGGACUUAGUGCCUGCGUUACAGGAAUAUGGAAUUAUUGCGAAGAAACCUCACUAUUUUGUAUGAGAUUUUUUUGGGAUGGACUGAGUCUCAACACAGGUUUUUGGUGGGCCAAGUUCAGUUUCAAUGUAAUACAUUAAUUUAAAGUGACAUUGGAGACAUGUGCGUUUAUCCUAUUGUUAAAAGUUAUUAGUCAUUUGCUAAUAGGUGGUUGGGUUCUGAUGUUUUUUUCACGAAAUUUUCACUUUGGCAGUUAAAAAACAUGAAUGUUAUGUCUACGUUUCGUUGAACUAGAUAACAUCAAAUUUUACUUUUAAAAGACUAACCAUUAAUAAAAUUAAGUGAGUAUGAUAUUAUAAAAAAAAAAUCUUA
Colias croceus (clouded yellow) is the source of this 760-nucleotide messenger RNA. Its product is annotated as transcription initiation factor TFIID subunit 10-like. The coding region runs from base 65 to 454 and encodes 129 amino acids. The transcript is spliced from 3 exons. The record is from RefSeq and is a predicted model, not a curated record. Gene Ontology annotation, biological process: transcription initiation at RNA polymerase II promoter. NCBI's taxonomy places the organism in Eukaryota, Metazoa, Arthropoda, Insecta, Lepidoptera, Pieridae. Gene Ontology annotation, molecular function: RNA polymerase II general transcription initiation factor activity; promoter-specific chromatin binding. Gene Ontology annotation, cellular component: SAGA complex; transcription factor TFIID complex; nucleus.